AUGGAUUCACAGGCGAACAAUCUAUACGAAACGGCGUCGCAGCCGGACACAGGCAACGACGCCUACACGUUCCUUGAAUUCAAGGAAGACUUCGAUUACCCAGAAUUCCAAGAGCUCUCGCAGCCCAUUCGAUCCCCCUCUGUGUGGCCGACCCCGUCCGAUUCGGUUGCUGUUUCUGAGACCAACGAUUGCCUGUCAUCAUCUGAUGCAUCGCCCUCGACUAAAGCCCGCAGCGGUGGAGUUGGUACUAGUAGUAAUAAUAAUAACAGUGGCAAUAAUAAUGCCAGUGGCAGUGGUGGUAACAAUAAGGAGGGUGUGGUUGAUGCCUUGGCUGCAGGGAUGAGUGGGCUGAAUUUCGAAGAGACUGGUGAUGAUGAGGGGUUUGAGUAUGGAAAAGGUGAUUUUACUGAGCAUGCUUGUAGGUACUGUGGGGUCACGAACCCUGCCUGUGUGGUGCGGUGCAAUGUCUCGUCCUGCCGGAAAUGGUUCUGUAAUUCGCGUGGGAAUACUUCGGGUUCACACAUAGUCAAUCAUCUGGUGAGAGCAAAGCAUAAGGAAGUAUGUCUUCAUGAAGAUAGUCCCCUGGGAGAAACAAUUCUCGAGUGCUACAACUGUGGAUGUCGAAAUGUUUUCCUUCUUGGUUUCAUAUCUGCAAAGACAGAGAAUGUGGUUGUCCUACUUUGUAGGGAACCCUGCCUUAGCAAUAAUGCAUUAAAGGACAUGAAUUGGGACCUUAGUCAGUGGUGCCCACUUAUUGAUGAUAGGUGCUUCUUGCAGUGGCUAGUAAAGGUCCCAUCUGAACAAGAGCAGUUGAGAGCUCGCCAAAUUAGUGCACAACAGAUAAAUAAAAUAGAAGAGCUUUGGAAGACAAAUCCUGAUGCAACCUUGGAAGAUCUUGAGAAACCAGGUGUGGAUGAUGAACCUCAGCCUGUAGCCUUGAAGUAUGAAGAUGCUUAUCAGUAUCAAAAUGUUUUUGCACCCCUUAUCAAGCUUGAAGCAGACUAUGAUAAGAUGAUGAAAGAGUCUCAGAGCAAAGAUAAUAUCACACUUCGAUGGGACAUUGGUCUUAAUAAAAAGCGUGUUGCAUAUUUUGUUUUUCCUAAGGAAGACAAUGAGUUGCGCCUUGUACCUGGUGAUGAAUUGCGACUGCGUUAUUCAGGGGAUGCAGCUCAUUCUGCAUGGCAGUCUGUGGGUCAUGUGAUAAAAUUGACUGCACAAGAGGAAGUUGCUCUUGAGCUUCGUGCCAGUCAGGGUGUUCCUGUUGAUGUGAACCAUGGUUUUAGUGUUGACUUUGUUUGGAAGAGCACAAGUUUUGAUCGGAUGCAAGGGGCAAUGAAGACUUUUGCUGUGGAUGAAACAAGUGUCAGUGGGUACAUUUACCAUCAUUUGCUAGGCCAUGAAGUUGAGAUGCAGAUGGUCCGCAAUGCAUUACCUCGCCGUUUUGGAGCUCCGGGUCUUCCAGAACUCAAUGCAUCUCAAGUUUUCGCGGUGAAAAAUGUCCUACAAAAGCCUAUAAGUCUUAUCCAAGGCCCUCCUGGAACUGGGAAAACUGUCACUUCUGCUGCAAUUGUGUAUCAUAUGGCGAAACAAGGCCAGGGACAGGUUUUGGUCUGUGCUCCUAGUAACGUGGCUGUUGAUCAGCUAGCUGAAAAGAUAAGUGCAACUGGUUUGAAGGUUGUCAGACUCUGUGCAAAGUCGAGGGAAGCUGUUAGUUCUCCUGUUGAGCAUUUAACCCUCCACUAUCAGGUUCGACAUCUUGACACGUCCGAAAAAAGUGAACUUCAUAAGUUACAACAAUUGAAAGAUGAACAAGGAGAGCUAUCCAGCAGUGAUGAGAAAAAGUACAAAGCUCUUAAGCGAGCAACAGAGAGGGAGAUAUCUCAGAGUGCGGAUGUCAUUUGUUGCACGUGUGUUGGUGCUGGAGAUCCUCGUUUGGCAAAUUUUAGAUUCCGUCAGGUGCUUAUUGACGAGUCUACUCAGGCAACAGAGCCUGAGUGUCUUAUUCCUUUGGUUCUUGGGGCAAAACAGGCUGUUCUUGUUGGUGAUCACUGCCAGCUUGGUCCUGUUAUCAUGUGCAAGAAAGCAGCAAGGGCUGGUCUAGCUCAGUCGCUGUUUGAACGGCUUGUGUUACUUGGUGUGAAACCAAUUAGAUUACAGGUUCAAUAUCGGAUGCAUCCAGCUCUUUCAGAGUUUCCAUCUAACAGCUUUUAUGAAGGCACUCUUCAAAAUGGAGUGACCAUUAAUGAAAGACAAUCACCUGGCAUCGACUUUCCUUGGCCAGUGCCAAACCGUCCAAUGUUCUUCUAUGUCCAGAUGGGACAAGAGGAGAUAAGUGCAAGUGGAACAUCCUAUUUAAAUAGGACUGAGGCUGCAAAUGUUGAGAAAAUUGUGACUACCUUUUUGAAGAGUGGUGUAGUUCCUAGUCAGAUUGGGGUUAUAACACCAUAUGAAGGUCAGCGAGCAUAUAUUGUGAACUAUAUGUCAAGAAAUGGUGCUCUAAGGCAGCAGCUAUACAAAGAAAUUGAGGUAGCAAGUGUAGACUCGUUCCAAGGAAGGGAGAAGGACUACAUAAUUUUGUCUUGCGUGAGGAGCAAUGAACAUCAGGGCAUUGGAUUUCUCAAUGAUCCACGACGGCUGAAUGUUGCGCUCACCCGUGCUCGUUAUGGUAUUGUUAUCUUGGGAAAUCCUAAAGUUUUGAGUAAGCAGCCUCUAUGGAAUGGCUUAUUGACGCACUACAAGGAACACGAGUGCUUGGUCGAAGGUCCUCUGAAUAAUUUAAAGCAGAGUAUGGUUCAAUUCCAAAAACCCAAAAAGAUCUACAACGAUCGCAGACUUUUCUUUGGCGGUGGACCAGGAAUUGUUCCAAAUGAUAAUUGUGGAUCUGCUGCAUCGUACCCAAAUGCUGAUAGGAGAAGCACGCACUCUAGGGGUUCUUACAUGCCACCUGGCCCACCGAAUGGAGCUCGUAAACCCAAUGUUCACCCGUCUGGUUAUCCAGUGCCGAGGGUACCGGUUCCUCAGUACCAUGGAGGUCCUCCAGCUCAGCCAUAUGCCAUACCCACUCGUGGUGCUGUACAUGGACCUGUUGGAGCAAUUCCUCAGAUUCCACAACCAGGAAGCCGGGGUUUUAGUGCAGGCCGUGGAAAUGCUAGUGCUCCUAUCGGUAGUCAUCUUCCGCACCAACAGGGUGCACAACAACCCAUUGGGAGUCAUGGGUCUAAUUUUAACUUCCCGUCCUUGGAAAAUUCAAAUAGCCAGCCAUCUGUGGGUGGACCAUUGUCUCAGCCAAGAUAUGUUUCUAAUGUGACAGGUCAAGGACCCACCCAAGCAUUUAGGGAUGGAUUCUCUAUUGGGGGCAUGUCUCAGGAUUUCUUGGGUGAUGAUUUUAAAAGCCAGGGAUCAUAUGUUCCAUAUAAUGUUACUGAGUUCUCCACUCAGGCUUCUCAGAGUGGAUAUGGUGUUGAUUAUGUCACACAGGGGCCUCAAGGUGGGUUCUCUGGGAGCUUCUUAAACCAGAAUUCUCAAGCUGGAUACUCUCGUUUUGCUACGGGAAAUGACUUCAUGUCACAGGAGUACAUGGCGCAUGGUUCCCAAGGACUAUUUACACAGGCUGCAUUCAAAGAUCCAUCUCAAGACGAUUCUUCCCAGAACCACUUCGGGGUGCCCAAUGCCAAUCCACUUGAAUCUCAGAGUUUGCUAAAUCCACUUUACUCCCAGCCUUUCACCCACUACAACAGUCAGCCCCUAAACAUGCAAAAUUCUCAGCAACAAUCGCAGCAGAGUCGAGGCUCUCAAAAUCAGAACCUUCACUACAAUGGCUGA
Molecule: messenger RNA, 3822 nt
Organism: Fraxinus pennsylvanica
Lineage: Eukaryota; Viridiplantae; Streptophyta; Magnoliopsida; Lamiales; Oleaceae
Source: the annotation of a GenBank genome assembly